Microthlaspi erraticum is the source of this 252-nucleotide messenger RNA. The record is from the annotation of a GenBank genome assembly. NCBI's taxonomy places the organism in Eukaryota, Viridiplantae, Streptophyta, Magnoliopsida, Brassicales, Brassicaceae.
AUGAACAGCGACGAGAGAAAGGAUAACAAAGAUGAGAAGUCCAAAUUUUAUGAUACCGCAACCACAGUCAUAGGCAUCGCUGGAGCCGUUGGAGCAGUCGUGGGUCUACUAUCAUGGAUUGGCUCGGGCUCGAAAGCGAAAGGUCCUCAAGAGAAGAUGAUGAAGGCUCCUGGAAAAGAUGGUCAUAUUGUCAGGAAAGAUUUCGAAAACAACCCAAAAGACUACUUCAAAGACUUGUGUGGCAAGAAGUGA